Molecule: messenger RNA, 2016 nt
Organism: Umbelopsis ramanniana AG
Lineage: Eukaryota; Fungi; Mucoromycota; Umbelopsidomycetes; Umbelopsidales; Umbelopsidaceae
Exons: 5
Coding region: 29-1825 (598 amino acids)
Source: RefSeq, a predicted model, not a curated record
CUUAGUCACUCAUUCUUUCUCUAUCGCAAUGAAGCUACUGACAGGUCUUGCCUUUAUCGCGUCCGCUGUCUAUGCUGUUGCGGAUGUUCAGUAUAGUGUAGUUGCAUUUCCCGCCGGAGGUCAAUCCGUCUCUGUCUCUGUCGGUGGACAACAGUAUCCUUUGGCAAACUCUGCCCAGUACCCUAACAUCUAUACUGGGUCAGCACCAUCCGGAUCUACCUACCAAUAUGUUUUGACUGGUACUAAUGGAGCUGCCGAGUCUACUACUCGUAACUUGGCAUCAGGCACCAGCAAGACCGGCAAUGAAUUCUUUAACCGCACCCAAACUGUUUAUUCAGUUCCUGGCCUUCCUCAAGCUUUCAACCCCAUCUACAACCGCUUGGAGACCACUUUUAAUCAAUCCACCGAAGUCAGCACCAUCAUUAUGUGGGCUAACCAAUCUACUUUGGAUGCCAUGUUGGCUGCCCCUACCACCACCACUAUCAAGCAGGUUGAGACUUACAACUUGACUUACAUCUCAAGCACAGAAACACAUUUCUUUGAAGGUGUUGGAUUCCAAGUUAGCGGCAAGUCUACCAAAGACUUUGCAAAGCAAUCAUACAAAUUCUCAUUCAAUGAAUACCAGAACAAAACCACUGACACCCUCUGGGGACGUAAAGAUUUUAAGCUCAGAGCUGACGAAACAGAUCCUACCUUAAUGCGUGAAAAGCUUAUGUUGGACUCUCUUCUUGCUUCUGGAGCCGCCUCUCUCUCUGGUCAAUGGGCUCGUCUCUACAUCAACAAUGUUCCAUUUGGUCUUUAUUUGAUGAUGGACGAUGGCUCCUCCCAUUUUUUUGAAGCCGAGCUCUUCGACGGCAAUGAUAAAGCUCCUUUGGGUGUAACCUACCAAGGAAACGCUAUUGGUGAUACUGUUCAAGGCAAUUUAGUCUACCUCGGAAAUGAUUCCACUAAAUACUCUGCCGAUGCUUACACCGUUGCUGAUGAUGGCAAUGUCAAGGCUGAGCUUAAGGCUGCUCCUCUUGCACCCCUCAUGGACUUUUGUCAGAAACUCGGUGAAUUCGAUCCUUCCACUGCCACUGAUGCUCAGCACCCUGGUAACAUCACUGAAUUGAUAGACCCCCAGCACACCUUGAUUCACAUGGCCCUCAACUUCCUUGGUGGAUCAUGGGACGGUCUAUGGUACGCUGCUAGUAACUAUUACUUGACCCAAAACUCCGCCUCUCAGAACUGGACCAUCAUCACUUAUGAUUUUGAUGAAACUUUCGGUAAUGGUGCUACUGCCAAUUUGGUCAACGUCUCUUACCAGAACUACGUUCCUACCAACGAAGUCCGUCCUCUCGCCACCAAGUUCUUGGAUUCACCCUACUAUAAGACUAUGUUUGAAACUACUCUCAAGACUAUUCUCAAGAGAUUCUUCAAGCCAUCCAUCAUCAAUCCUCGUCUCGAAGCUCAAAUGAAGAUGUUGCAAGAAGACAUUGCCUGGGACCGCUCUCUUACCAAGAAGUCUCCUGGUACGGAUAAUCACUGGACCGUCGACCAAUUCCUUACCAAUGUUAAGACUACCUCUGGAGGUAUGAUGGGCCUUGAAGAAUGGGUUACCCAGCGCUCGGCUGCCACUUGCCAGCAGCUCAAUAUUACUGACACCGAUGACCUUCCUCCCCUGCCUGCGCCGACCUGGAGCAACACCAACAUUGUCACUAACACCACCUCAAGCACGAACGGAACUGCCGCUGCUCCCUCUGGUCAAGCUUCUGGAGCUCAGACCACCGCUGUACCUGCUUUGAUGACAAUCGUUGCUGCCAUCACUGCAUUUGCCUUAUUGUAAUACUAGCUGUAAACCAAAACAGAUGUCCUCCCCUUUACUUCCACGUUGGUCGUUUAUUUCACAUUGAGCUUUAAUACCAGUGUUACAUGAACUGCUUUUACGCUAUAAACGUAUUAUUUGUACUCCAUAAAACUUUUUAUUAAGGUCUUAUAAGAUAGACCUUUUCUUUUCGCAAUAGCAUGUAAUGUCUG